CUAAAUAUAAACAGUGAACCAUAAAAUAAAUCCUUCUUUCACGCAUAUUUAUAAACUCCAGACAGACAUGGCGGUUCCCGAACGCAUUUAAAAACUGACAGCUGAAGUGACAGCUCGCCAUGUUUAAUUUCUUCAAGCGAAAAGGCGGGAAGGCCGAGCCCUCUCCCGAAUCUACGCGAAAACAACCGACGACUAAACCAACCUCAGUCGAACAUCGCGCGCCGUCUAGCGAAUAUGACAUAACGAACGAAAAAACUGGCACCAUACGGAAAGAUGUAGUGAACCUACUCAUACCGGAAACGGAUUAUAGCAACACAAAGACAGGGGUAGGCGCCCUGUUGCAAAUCAUGGCGGGAAAACGGAAGAGGGGUAAGAGAAAACGCGAAUACAAAGUUCCGAAUGACGAAACACAAGCGAAACGCAGUGAAGCCCCAGCCGCGGCGACGCCUACGCCUGCCAAAAAUACACAAGACGAAAUCCAAACGUCGGACGAUCCGGCUGACUUCGUUAAAGCGCUUGUACUGCAGAAAUACGCAAAACCCGAUCCAAAACAACACGUGUCCUUAAUCUACGUGUCAAAUGACCAAGAGUUGGACGAGAAACGACAUGCGGAGGCCCUGUUACGCGAAAUAGCCAAGAGUAUUGAUUGUGACAUCGAUCUGGAUGAAGAUCCAAUGGGAACUACUGACAGUAAAACUAUUAAAGAUAUUAAGGAGAGGAAAGAUAGAAAAGAGCCAGUUUACGAAACUCUGGAUACUAAAUCGAUUAGAGAAUACAAAAAUGAUUUGAAAGGCGAAUUGAAUAAGUUAUUAGAAGUAAACAAUGGAGAAAAUAAUAAUGAUUUGGAGAACCCUGAGUCGCCGAAUAGAAAAUCGAAUUUGAAACUUCCCAGAUCAGAUAACGAAGGAUGUUCAGACGAUGACAGGUCGGAUAAUGGAAAAAAACGUGUCACUUUUCGAAAACAUAUAAUAUUCGACGAUGGAGAACAACAAACUGAUGAAGAAGUGGAUUCUUCAUUCGAAUCCCUUACUUCUGAAGAAGCUGACUAUUUAGAAGAUUUGCCCGAUAAUGAUGAAAUGCUAGGCGGUUAUAUAGUGUCGCAAAAUAAUAAAACAGUUAUUAAUCUUAACGAACCGAUUAUAAAAGUUGAGUGUGUGGACGAUUUGAGGACUAUAACUCAUGAAAAUAGUGACAGUGGGUUUAUAGAGUGUGAUAAGAACGAAUCGGGGGACGAAACUAGUGAUGUGAAGAGUAUAGUGGAAGAGUGUGAGGAGAGUGGAGAGAGUGAAUCGAGUGGGGAGGAGAGUGAAGAAGAGGAAAUAGAGGAGAUAACAGAAGAAAUUGUAGAAGAGAUAGAAGAAAGUGAUACUGAGGUAGCGGACGAUGAAGAGGAGACGGAAGUUGUCGCGGAUGACGUGAAAGAUCUCGUAAACCAGGAAACCAGAUUCCAGUCCCAAGUGACAGCGCUAACAGAACUUGCUGACACCAGAUGCACCGAAGCAGAGAACGCGAGAGAACUGAUCGUCGCGUGCAGGAAGGAGAUAGAAGAGAAGGAGCAGCAGAUUGAACAACUGAAAUGCGACUUAGCAGCGGCGUACAAGGAGUCGGAGCUGGUGCGGCAGCGGAGUCGCUCUUUAGAGGAAGAACUUGUAGCCGCUAGGAAAUGCUCCGCGGACUUGGCUGACGACCUGCAGAGGCGGAUUGACGAGGCAAUCAGACAACUUCGGUUGGAGUUGGAAGAUGCGAUCUCACGGCGAGCUCAGCUGGAGUCCAGGGUGCAGGCGCUGGAAAGAGAUAAAGAGAGACUCGAGAGGGAGAAGCUGGAGCAGGAGCAGAAGGCAAAAGAAACCCUAGAAGCAGCAGAAGAGAACACAGCAAAAUGGCGGGCGGCGCACGAAGCGGCGAGGUCACAGGCGGCGGCGCGGGCAGAGCGGAUGCUGGCUGAUUGUGAGUGGAAGAUGAGGGAGCUAGAGAAAAGAGCUAGAGAUGCGGAGAAAGAGAAGAGAGAGUUAACAGAAACAGUCCAACAACUCAAAGCCGCCCCACCAACGCCCUCCCACGUCGCAGAACUACAACAACUUAGGGGCCUGGCCUCUGAACAACAGAGGUCCAUCCAGUCCCUCACGCUGCAAAUACAGAAGAUAGAGACAAGAGAAGAAGCUUUGAAGCUAGAGGUGCAUAGACUGAAGGAUCUGCUGGCGAAAGAGGAGAGGAUACAGAAGGACAAAGAAGAACAGCAUUUGCAAAAAAUAGAACGUCUAGAACAACAGCAUUCCGACAAAAUUACAGCGCUUAAAGCUGAACACUCUGAAGCUGUAGCGAACGCGGCCAGCGCUCGUGCAGCGCUUGAGAGAGCACAAGCGGACAGGACAAGGACGGCGAUAGCGCAGCUGCGAGCCGAGGCAGAAAAGGAUGGCAAAAACGCUGACAGGAAGCUGAGGGAAUUGACCACCAGGUUCGAGAACCUGAAAGAAGUGCUAGCAUCAAAGGAGACCCAGUUCGAGCAGGCGAUCGCAGAAGCUCACAGCAAAGCCGACUGGGACAUCCUGCAGCUGCGCCACUUGCUGGACAAGGCGGACAUUACAUACGCCAACAAUAUUGAGGCUAUGAACCAACGCUUCGAGAGGGAGAAAGAGCAAUUAAUAAAUGAGUGGUCAGAGAAAGUUAGAGAAGUAGAAGAACAAGCGGCUACCGCGGCGACGGAAGCGAAGAAGAUUCUAGAAGCUACCAGAAUGAAACUGAUCGCGGAGAAGAACGAAGUCAUGAACAAACUUAAGGAGAAACAUCAGCAGGAAGUCGAUAACCAGUGGGAGUAUUUCAUGUCAGACAAAGAAAACUGUCUGGAACGCAUGAAGGCGGAGUGCCGGCAAGAGGGAGAAGAAGAACGGCUGAAGAGGGAGAAAGAGCUACUGGAAGAAAUUGCAGAAUUAAAAUCGCAAAUUCACUCAAAAACCACAGACUACGAACAGCUGGCAACCAAAGCCGCCGCCUGUGGGCGGGAACUAGCCGUCACAGAGCAAGAGCUAAGAGAAGCGCUGGCGAGAGAGAAGGAGCUACGUGAGAAGAGAUCAGAAGAUGCCAACAAGAUCAAACAACUGGGGCGAGCGAAUCAAGAGCAGAUAGAGCAUUUGACUAGGAAAUGCGCUUGUUUGAGGAAGCUUUUCGACGACAUGCGCGGCCGGCUGGAGGCGCGCGAGCGCAGCGCGGAGCAGGAGGCCCGCGCGCGCGACAAGGAGCUGCACCAGCUGCGAGCCGAGGUCGCCAGGCUCACCAAGAUACUCGUUGAACAGAGUUUAUUUCGGCUAAUAGCUCAUGUUCGUCGUAGUUCGCCGAAGCUCGGCGCGCGCACGCGGGCGGACGGCUGCGAGACUGCGCGGGCGCAGGACGAGGCUUUUUUCUGCAAGAGCGCGCCUCUAGCGUGUGAGACGCAACCCAACGCGCCAAGACGGAAAGGUAAUGCGGAACCCUCCGAACGCCAGAGCCAAUCAGAAAGCGUCUAACCCUUCCAGACCUGCAGCCGCUUCCGCCGGAAGCGCGCCGCAACAACACAGAAUAUGACAAUGGCCGUCCACGCGCCAGGAGCGUAGACCUACCCGCCGUUCAAGUACCCGUGAGAAUCAGACAACUCGAGCAAAAGUAUAGAGAAUAAUAUUU
This is a messenger RNA of Maniola jurtina (meadow brown), 3654 nucleotides long. Its product is annotated as golgin subfamily A member 6-like protein 22. The coding region runs from base 120 to 3500 and encodes 1126 amino acids. The transcript has 15 exons. NCBI's taxonomy places the organism in Eukaryota, Metazoa, Arthropoda, Insecta, Lepidoptera, Nymphalidae. The record is from RefSeq and is a predicted model, not a curated record.